AUGUAUUCUUCGUCAGACUUCCUGGAGGAGAAUUGCGGAGUAGUGCCUCACAUAUCCUAUAGAAUCAUAAAUGGCACUCCGGCGCGAUUGGGAAGAUAUUCGUGGAUGGCCGGAUCGCUUAUCAAUCAAGGGUUUGUGUUAACGGCGGCUCAUUGCAUUGAAGACGGAUUGGAAUUUAAGUGUGAUGAUGGAUGAUGGAAAGGUUUUCCAAUUAUGAUGUAUAUUUCGAUUGCAGUUCGUAUCCAACCCAUCUGCAUUUUCCAUCAUAGACGUAUGCAGUUGGUGUUGGAUGAGUUCACCUGGUUCAAGGCCACUGGCUGGGGGCUCAGGUCUGGCGAUGCGAAUACCAAUUCAUCCCGCGUUCUCAUUGAAGAAAAACAUAACUUUCCUAGCGGACAGAUCUGUGCCGGAAAUGAUGAUGCUAGCCUUUGUAGUGGGGAUUCCGGUGGUCCGCAAGGUCGGUACGUGUGGAUUUCCGGCGAGCAUCGUUUCGUCCAGAUGGGCAUCGCCAGCUACACGUAUGAAAAUUGCAACAGAGUUAGCAUUCUCACGGACGUGGUUCGAUAUGGCAAAUGGAUCAAAAAGCUAAAAUACUUCACCGAUGGGAUACGAUGUAGUUUUUAUUGUGAGAAAACCAAACCAAAAUAAACACAUAUACUAAGACUA
Messenger RNA from Drosophila sechellia, 666 nucleotides. Its product is annotated as serine protease grass. Gene Ontology annotation, biological process: proteolysis. NCBI's taxonomy places the organism in Eukaryota, Metazoa, Arthropoda, Insecta, Diptera, Drosophilidae. The record is from RefSeq and is a predicted model, not a curated record. Gene Ontology annotation, molecular function: serine-type endopeptidase activity.